AUGGCCAGCCAUAUUAUCGGUAACCGCAAUAGCACGCCGGAAGCUUCGAAGUCUACCCUUCGCCCUCCUUCGUCUUCUCGGAAUUUAGGAUCGCAUCAGCUUCGAGCAUCAGCCGAUAUGUCCGGAUUCCCGUCCCCUCUUUCUUCCCGGAGCAUUCGUCCAUCGUCGGAGGUGUACUAUAAUCAGCAGGCCCAGACGCCAAACAACACGGACGACCCCUUAGACCGUGCGGCGCAGCAGUGGCUCGCUGAUAUUGAUCAGUACGAAACUACACUUGAAGAGAUGGCCGCGGCUACUUUGGAUCAGGAUUUCAAAGACGAACUCAGUGCCAUUGAACAAUGGUUCCGAGUUCUCAGUGAGGCGGAGAGGACAGCGGCGCUGUACGCUCUGCUCCAACAGACUACGCAGGUACAAAUCCGUUUCUUCAUCCAGGUUCUCCAGCAGAUGUCCAAGAGUCAUCCCAUGUCGGGGUUAUUGUCACCUGCAAACUUUGGAGAAAAGGAUGCCAUGUCCAAUCGUCUGAAUGAUGCCAUGUCCAAGUUGAAUGUCGACAGCUCUCGGAAUUCUUUGGGUCGCCCUCCUCCAUCCCCAGGUGCCAAGCGCAACUCGGGACUCGACUCUUCCACGAUCAAUGCAAUGUUUCCCGACGCAGCCGCAGCUAUCGCCAAGAAGAAAGCCGAAUUCACCCAGCAGACCGGUAACGCCCCUCCCUCCAACCGGAACAGUGCGGUAUUCGGAGAUCGGACGUCCUUCGUUGCACCCACAAUCUCUGCUCCAGACAGCAACACAGACAAUCUAGGUCAAGCCCCCGUGUCUCCAUGGGCUCAGCGGGGCACCGAGCCACAACCACCAAUCGCUCGGCCCAAGUCCUCUUCCGGUCAGCAGCCUAUGGGACAGUUCAGUCAGUCGGGCCUUCGCUCUCCUCUGCCAACUCAGACCGCCACAAUCCCGGCCCCCGACAUCGAAGCGCCCUUGUUGUCUCCAUACAAUGUAGGAAACGCUAGUUGGGCCUCUAUGACGAAUACUCCAAUGACAGCUACUUUCGGUCAGCAAGUGCAGCAGCCAGGGCAACAGAAUUCUCAAGCGGACAUGGUAGCUAACGCCACGGCGAUGAAACUGGCUGCCUUGUCUACUGUGAAUAAUCGCAUUGCACUCGAUGAUGCCCGAAAGUAUCGUCGAGCUCGAUCGAAUGAUGGGCAGGGCAAGAAUUCGAACGUCAAUACCAACCCGCCAAUGUCUCAGGGUGGCCUCACAAACCAAGUCCUCCCAGGUGCGAGUCAACUUGUUGCGGGUCAGCUUUUGAACGCCCAGCAAAUAGCUGCCUUGCAGGCGCAGCAACAGGCCGCCAUGGCAGGCCGGCGUUCGCGCCCGACUUCACCUGGAAUUGCCAUGCAAGGUGGCGCACUAGGCCCAAUGGGGUUCACAUCGCCGCAGAAUAACGGAUUCCUGGCGGCGUAUGACCCCAACAACCCACUGAUGGGGAAUGGAUUGAAUGCCCUCACGAUUGGGCAAUUUGGACUCAGUGGCCACGAAGGCUAUCUCUCGGAUCAUUCGGAAGUCACUAGGGGUAGGUCUCCGCGCGGACGCCGUGGCAGCUCCAAGCCGCCGGAGGAUCCGACGGACCCGGGUCUAUUGAAGGAUAUUCCCAGCUGGCUGCGGUCUCUCCGAUUGCAUAAAUACACUGAGAACCUAAAGGAUCUCAAGUGGACAGAAUUGGUCGAGCUUAACGACAAGGCACUGGAGGAGCGCGGCGUCAACGCUCUUGGGGCCAGAAACAAGAUGCUUAAGGUCUUCGAGCAGGUCAAGGAAGCCAAGGCGGAUGGCAAGCUGGACGCCAUUGCAUAA
Molecule: messenger RNA, 1845 nt
Organism: Aspergillus tanneri
Lineage: Eukaryota; Fungi; Ascomycota; Eurotiomycetes; Eurotiales; Aspergillaceae
Gene: VTS1
Product: RNA-binding protein VTS1
Exons: 3
Coding region: 1-1845 (614 amino acids)
Biological process (GO): nuclear-transcribed mRNA poly(A) tail shortening; regulation of mRNA stability
Cellular component (GO): P-body
Molecular function (GO): translation repressor activity; protein binding; mRNA binding
Source: RefSeq, a predicted model, not a curated record